GCACAAUUUUGUACUUAUCGUUAGUAGAACAAUCGUCUUGUUUGCAGUGAUAGUCUUUCUUUGCGCUGAAGGACUUCGUUUAAUUGUGAAUAAAUUAGAAGCUGCAGUAAAUUAUUCUGGAAAAUGUCAUCAACUGAAGGGAAAGUUAUCACUUGCAAAGCAGCUGUUGCAUGGGAGGCGAAAAAACCGCUUGUCAUCGAAGACGUAGACGUUGCACCUCCUAAGGCGCAUGAAGUACGUAUUAAGAUCGUAGCUUCCGGUGUAUGUCAUACCGACGCAUACACUUUGGGUGGAUUUGAUCCAGAAGGAGUGUUUCCUGUUAUACUUGGACAUGAGGGCGCUGGUGUUGUAGAAAGUGUUGGCGAAGGUGUUACCGCAUUCAAACAGGGUGAUCAUGUUAUUCCAUUGUACAUUCCACAGUGCAACGAGUGCAAAUUUUGCAAGAGCAAUAAGACAAAUCUCUGCCAAAAGGUGCGCUCUACUCAAGGCCAAGGAGUCUUGCCGGAUGGCACUACGCGUUUCACUUGUAAAGGACAGAAACUCUUUCACUUCAUGGGCACAUCGACAUUCUCACAAUACACCGUAGUUGCCGAUAUUUCACUCUGCAAGGUUGACGAAAAGGCCCCACUUGACAAGAUCGGACUUUUAGGUUGCGGCAUCCCUACAGGUUAUGGUGCUGCAAUCAAUACUGCUAAAGUGGAACCGGGUAGCAUUUGCGGAAUUUGGGGCUUAGGCGCUGUUGGUCUGGCUACCGCUAUGGGUUGCCGCAAAGCUGGUGCUGCUAAAAUCUACGGCAUUGAUAUCAAUUCCGAUAAAUUCGAAACUGCCAAGAAAUUCGGAGUUACCGAUUUUAUUAAUCCCAAAGAAGUCGCGGAUAAAGGACCCAUUCAGAAUUAUAUUAUUGACCUCUUGGAUGGCGGUUUCGAUUACAGCUUUGAGUGUAUUGGUAAUGUGAACACCAUGCGUGCCGCACUGGAAGCGACACACAAAGGAUGGGGCACGUCUGUUAUUAUUGGUGUUGCAGCAGCUGGACAGGAGAUCAGUACGCGGCCCUUCCAAUUAGUGGUCGGUCGUACAUGGAAAGGCACCGCUUUUGGUGGUUGGAAGAGUGUCUCAGACGUACCAAAACUGGUGCAAGAAUAUUUGAGCAAGGAAUUGAUGGUUGACGAAUUCAUUACGCACACUAUGAGCUUAGAAGCCAUUAACGAGGCAUUUGAUUUGAUGCAUGCCGGCAAAAGCAUCCGUGCCAUUGUAAAAUUAUAACACAUUUAAUAAAACACUUUUAAGCCUAUAAUUUGUGGUUGUAUACAAUACUAUUCCCAUCAGUAAUAUUUGUAUUUAGAACUAAAGAUAAUAAAAUAUAAUCUUUUCUACAAUA
Messenger RNA from Anastrepha ludens (Mexican fruit fly), 1378 nucleotides. It is a transcript of the gene Fdh, whose product is annotated as alcohol dehydrogenase class-3. The record is from RefSeq and is a predicted model, not a curated record. Gene Ontology annotation, cellular component: cytosol. Bases 124 to 1263 code for a protein of 379 amino acids. NCBI's taxonomy places the organism in Eukaryota, Metazoa, Arthropoda, Insecta, Diptera, Tephritidae. The transcript is spliced from 4 exons. Gene Ontology annotation, molecular function: zinc ion binding; S-(hydroxymethyl)glutathione dehydrogenase [NAD(P)+] activity. Gene Ontology annotation, biological process: formaldehyde catabolic process.